CUCUUACAAUCGACGAAUCUAGGUAACGAAAAAGCUCUCUGGCUUGGGUUUGUUGUUCUCUGCAACAUCUGCGUGUGAAUGGCGAGCAUCACCGAAGCAGGAUGGGAGUCCAGAUUGGAGGAUGGCGCGCCUCCAGACAACAGGCCUAGAAUCGAAUCCGGUUACGGUGGCGACAAAUCUGUUCGUGAAGGUGGAGACGAUGGAGGCAUACCUGAUUACGAUGACGACUCUGAUGACGAUUCUAAGGUGCCCAAAGAAUUAUAUGAGAUGUAUUGUAAACAGGUCAAGGAGAGCGAGUGUUUUGAUGUCAUAGACAUGGGCGAGCUCUUAUGGAUUGGUAUGGUUAAACGUCAGAAUGUUGAUCAUGAACCAACUCGCAAGUUUGCCACUCCUUUGGCAGAGAUGGCAAUAAAGCAGUUCAACGAGAAAGAGAAUGCGACUUUUGAGUUUGUGAGGCUUGUGACUCUAACCUCAAGGGUUGUCGAGGGUGCCCUCUUAUACAUUACCUUUGAAGCAAAGGAUGCUUACGCUCAAAUUAAAACCUUCCAGGCUCAGGUGCACUGCGGAAUAGAUAGAGAUGAGGUGAAAUUUUGCAGGCUGAAACCCCCACCCACCAAUGAGCAAGGUACUGAGCAUGAGCAGGUUGGGCAAGCCCCUACUUGUUGCUGAUCUGUCCUCUGAGCCUGAGGUAACUAAUAAAGU
Molecule: messenger RNA, 702 nt
Organism: Tripterygium wilfordii
Lineage: Eukaryota; Viridiplantae; Streptophyta; Magnoliopsida; Celastrales; Celastraceae
Exons: 4
Coding region: 79-669 (196 amino acids)
Molecular function (GO): cysteine-type endopeptidase inhibitor activity
Source: RefSeq, a predicted model, not a curated record